AGACUUACACGUAUGGGCAUAAUAAAACUGAUUAGUUAAUUGAUAAGAUUCAAAUCUUAAACUUCCCCCAUGUGCUGCGUCUUUCAAACCUAAGUGUACAUCAUAUGGCCAGCUAAUUAGAUCCUUGUAUAAUUUAUCUGUCAGCUUCUUCAGUCAUCUUCACAGACUAGACCAAGUUAAUCCGUUUCAUAAACAUUAAUCUGUUGUUAAGAGAUUAAUCAUAAACGGCCCAUGGGCUAAUAUGCCACAAGGCCCAAGAAAACAAAAUAAAUAUGAAACAGAAAAAACACUUAAAAGAGCAAAGAUCUGGUCACAACCACAAGACACGGAUCGAUGAAUACAAUAGUAAAGUUUGAAAACUCGACGAAGAAGAUGUCUGCCAAGAUGCGUCACGGCCUCACGACAGCGAUCCUUCUGUUCAUUCUGGUUCCGGUCGGUGAGGCUAUUUGGCUAGACGUGCCUACCACGGGAACUAAGUGCGUGUCUGAAGAAAUACAGAGCAAUAUUGUCGUCUUGGCCGAUUACAUCAUCAUCUCCGAGGAUCAUUCCCUCAAACCCACUAUAUCCGCCAAGGUGACGUCACCAUACGGCAACAAUUUGCACCAUUCGGAAAACGUGACGCAUGGAGAAUUUGCGUUUACAACGAAAGAAUCAGGGAACUACAUAGCCUGCUUUUGGGCAGAUGCAAAGAGUCACGGCAACAAGGACGUUAGCAUCAACGUUGAAUGGAAAACUGGAAUCGCUACUAAGGAUUGGGCCUCUAUUGCUAAGAGAGAGAAGCUCGAGGGAGUGGAGCUGGAGAUUAGGAAACUUGAAGGGGCAGUCGAAGCCAUCCAUGAGAAUCUAAUCUACCUAAGAAACAAAGAAGCAGACAUGAGGACAGUGAGUGAGAAAACGAACUCGCGAGUAGCUUGGUGCAGUAUGAUGUCACUGGGUAUUUGCAUUGUUGUCUCUGGAUUACAAGUAGCCUACUUGAAGCACUACUUUGAGAAGAAGAAACUCAUCUAAGCAUAUUGUCUCAUCCACUUCCUUCUUAAGAGUUUUCUUAUUAAAAGGAACAAAUAUUUUUUUUUUUUUUUGACAGCAGGAACAAAUAUUCAUUUCCUCUCCUUUCUUUCGUGUUUGCAUUUUUGCACUUUAUGUUUGUUCAGGGCUAUAAGGCUAAACAUUAUUUUUUCUAACAUUGAUUUAUUGUUCUAUUACAUUUAAAAUAUUAUAUCAAACACUAUAAAUUUUUAUUUAGUUUAUGAAGGUUCAUGUGUUUACGGUUAAAUUUGCACCAGUUCAAAACCGUUUUAUGAAAACUAAUUUCACGUGGAUUAUGGUAAAAUAUUAUAAGUUUCAUUAAUGUAAAAAUUGUUUUCCUGAAAUGGAAACAUUUAUAAAAAAAAAACCAUCAGUCAAAAGUGGAACAAAUGGGCUUCCACACACGUUUUAUCUUUGUUGUAAUUCAUAAGAUAAAAUGAGUGAUUACAGUAAAGUACAUAAUAUAUGAAGAGAUUAUAAACAAGUAAAGCCCAAAGGCCCAUUAAA
This is a messenger RNA of Brassica rapa (field mustard), 1533 nucleotides long. RefSeq names its product transmembrane emp24 domain-containing protein p24delta3-like. The record is from RefSeq and is a predicted model, not a curated record. Lineage: Eukaryota; Viridiplantae; Streptophyta; Magnoliopsida; Brassicales; Brassicaceae.